Molecule: messenger RNA, 1960 nt
Organism: Oryza sativa Japonica Group (Japanese rice)
Lineage: Eukaryota; Viridiplantae; Streptophyta; Magnoliopsida; Poales; Poaceae
Product: probable 3-ketoacyl-CoA synthase 20
Biological process (GO): fatty acid biosynthetic process
Cellular component (GO): membrane
Molecular function (GO): acyltransferase activity, transferring groups other than amino-acyl groups
Source: RefSeq, a predicted model, not a curated record
UCAACCCUCGAACCUCACACACCGCCAUUGCCACCGCAGCUAGCUCGACCGCGCACACACGUACUAGUCUCGCAAAUUAAUCGCAAUCUGUUCGAUCCCGAUCGAACUCGGUAGAGUGAGACAAUGGACAGCAGGGAGUUGUUGAGGACGGUGACGCAGGCGGCGCGGAACCACGCUCGGACGCUGUACCACCGCCUCGUCGGCCGCCACCUGCCGCGCAUCCUCGCCGUCACGCUGCUGCUCGCCGCGGCGCGCGCCGGCGGCGCCGCCACGACGACGCUGGACGCGCUGGCGCGGGAGAACGCGCGGGCGCUGGUGGCGGUGGCGUGGUGCUGCGCGGCGGCGGCGUACGCGUACGCCAUGUCGCGGCCGCGGCCGGUGUACCUGGUGGACCUCGCCGGGUACAAGCCGGCGGCGUCGCACGAGGCGACGCGCGCCGAGUCCAUCCGCCGGUUCGGGCUCGCGGGGGACUUCACCGGCGAGAGCAUGGCGUUCCAGCGGCGGAUGAUGGAGCGGUCGGGGCUCGGCGAGGCGACCCACUUCCCGGCGUCGCUGUUCGCGCUCCCCGUCGACAUGUGCCUCCGCACGGCGAGGGAGGAGUCGGAGGCCGUCGUCUUCGGCGCCGUCGACGAGCUGCUCGCCAAGACCGGCGUGCCGCCGGCCGACGUCGGCGUCGUCAUCGUCAACUCCAGCCUCUUCAGCCCCACGCCGUCCUUCACCUCGCUCGUCGUGAACCGCUACCGCCUCCGCCACGACGUCGUCACCCACAACCUCAGCGGCAUGGGCUGCAGCGCCGGCAUCAUCGCCAUUGAUCUCGCCAAGCACCUCCUUCAGGUGCACGCUGAGACGUACGCGUUGGUGGUGAGCACGGAGAACAUCACGCUGAACGCGUACAUGGGCAACUACCGGCCGAUGCUGGUGACCAACACGCUGUUCCGGAUGGGCGGCGCGGCGGUGCUCCUGUCCAACCGGCGCGCCGAGCGGCGGCGCGCCAAGUACCAGCUGAUGCACACGGUGCGCACCCACCGCGGCGGCGCCAGCGACCGGAGCUACGCGUGCGUGACGCAGGAGGAGGACGGCGCCGGCAACGUCGGCGUGUCGCUGUCCAAGGAGCUCAUGUCCGUCGCCGGCGACGCGCUGCGCACCAACAUCACGACGCUGGGCCCCCUCGUGCUCCCGCUGUCGGAGCAGCUCCGGUUCCUCGCCACGGUGGUGCUCCGCCGCGUGUUCGGCCACGCCGCCGGCGUCAAGCCCUACCUCCCGGACUUCACCGCGGCGCUCGACCACUUCUGCAUCCACGCGGGGGGCCGCGGCGUGCUGGACGAGCUGGAGCGGAGCCUGAAGCUGAGCGCGUGGCACAUGGAGCCGUCGCGGAUGACGCUCUACAGGUUCGGGAACACGUCGAGCAGCUCGCUGUGGUACGAGCUGUCCUACUGCGAGGCGAAAGGGAGGAUCAGGCGCGGCGACCGGGUGUGGCAGAUCGCGUUCGGCUCCGGAUUCAAGUGCAACAGCGCCGUCUGGAAGGCGCUCAGGACGGUCGACGGCGGCGCCGGCCGGGACGCCGGCGCGUGGGCGCAGGACAUCGACGCGCUGCCGGUGCACGUGCCCAAGGUGGUGCCCAUCGUCGACGACGACGACGGCGCCAAUGGCGGCGACGGCGACCGACACGACGCGGCGUCGCACGUACGACCGGAAUAAGCUACAUACUUAAUUAUGUGUACUUGCGUGUAAAUCGUCACGAGUCAUGGAUGGACUGAAAAAUACUGUCGCGUGUUGUUUCAUGGACAUGAGGACAUCGUAUCGUGUCAGGGAAGGACUGAUAAUUCCUUGUGCGGCAUUUUGUCUAGGUAUACUGAUUAAUCAAUCGUGUGUGUUAAAUGUGUGAAAGGUUGAGUAUAUACGACAAUAACUUGAGUAUUUUCUCUUUGUUAUGAAUCUUUUUUGUUGUUGUACGAAUUAA